AUGGAUGAUGUAAUUGUCGCCGGGGAUGAAACAACGCAUGAUGAACAAUUGACAAAAUUCUUGGAGAGAGCAUCGACACAAGGAUUAAAGCUCAAUCGAGAAAAAUGUAAGAUUCGCCAAAGAGAAGUGCCUUAUGUAGGGCAUCUCCUCACAGCGGAAGGUUUGAAGAUGGACUCUCGGAAAGUUGAAGCUAUUCGAGAAAUGCCAACGCCAAAUAGCAAAGAAGACGUCAAACGAUUUAUUGGAUUUGUGCAAUUCCUAAGUCGGUAUAUUCCUGGAUUAUCCAAGGUAGACGCACCGUUGAGAGGGCUUGAGAAAGCCGAU
Messenger RNA from Paramuricea clavata, 324 nucleotides. The record is from the annotation of a GenBank genome assembly. NCBI's taxonomy places the organism in Eukaryota, Metazoa, Cnidaria, Anthozoa, Malacalcyonacea, Plexauridae.